This is a messenger RNA of Fundulus heteroclitus (mummichog), 1141 nucleotides long. RefSeq names its product dCTP pyrophosphatase 1 (gene dctpp1). Gene Ontology annotation, molecular function: nucleoside triphosphate diphosphatase activity. The coding region runs from base 132 to 656 and encodes 174 amino acids. NCBI's taxonomy places the organism in Eukaryota, Metazoa, Chordata, Actinopteri, Cyprinodontiformes, Fundulidae. The record is from RefSeq and is a predicted model, not a curated record. Gene Ontology annotation, biological process: nucleoside triphosphate catabolic process. The transcript has a single exon.
CACGUCACUUCCGUUCUACCAACUGGCGGGAUUUCUUCACAUGGUGGGAACUGAGGAGCUGUUUGGUUACAGACAUUAAAAGCUUAUUUCUACGCUCGAAUACGGACAGAAGCUGCCCCAGAAAAAAAAACAUGAUGGCGACAAACGGAAGAGACUCCCGGGGGCCGAAAGGCGACGUGUCCGUGUUGUCGAACGGGAACUGCGAGGAAUCCGCCGCGGUGAACGGAGCCGCACCGGAGGCCGGGCGCCUCUCCAACGGAGCCGAGGAGCGCCCGCAGAGGUUCGCCUUCAGCGCGGAGCCCAGCAUGGAGGACAUCCGGAGGAUGCAGGCCGAGUUCACGGACGAGCGGGCCUGGAAUAAGUUCCACCAGCCCCGCAACCUGCUGCUGGCCAUGGUCGGGGAGGUGGGCGAGGUGGCGGAGCUGUUCCAGUGGCGCGGGGAGGUGGCGGAGGGCCUGCCGGACUGGAGCGAGUCCGAGCGGGAGCAGCUGGCGCACGAACUGAGCGACGUGCUGAUCUACCUGGUGGAGCUGGCCGAGAAGUGCCGCGUCGACCUGCCGCAAGCGGUGCUGCGCAAAAUGGCCCUGAACCGACUGAAGUACCCGGCCAGCAAGGUGCACGGCUCGGCCAAGAAGUACACAGAAUACAAGGACUGAGCGCCGGAGGGGCGGAUCCGGGUCUGGGGGGGUUUAUGUUGUUGCUGGAGCCGCUUCUCUGAACUCUUCUGCUGCGGAUCAUGUCUGCGCCUUGUGGGUCAAAUGGCGCAGUUCUGGGUCCAGCUGUUGCACAAACCAGGACGCGUUUGUUCUCCUAUAAGACUUUGCCUUUAAUUUCCGGGAGACGCACUGGAAACGUUUCUGCUUUAAUCCUCUUAAAACCCGCGUUUGUCAUCGUUUCGUUUCUUGCAUUUUUCUUGGGAAGAAGCUGUUUCUCCCGGUUCGUUUUAUGGCUGCAUUAUAAGUUAUUUAGUUUGGCGUCUGUAUAAAGCUGACGGCUCAGAUAAAAAUCCACUCAUCACGUUGGGAAUCGUGUGUAGCAACCAGCACCGAAAACGGGAAAACUUUGGAGCGGUUGGUUGAUUUUUGUUUUGUAUUUUUAACUUUAACUUCCCAUCAGAUUAAACCUUUUUUUCCCACUCCAA